Molecule: messenger RNA, 270 nt
Organism: Prunus armeniaca (apricot)
Lineage: Eukaryota; Viridiplantae; Streptophyta; Magnoliopsida; Rosales; Rosaceae
Source: the annotation of a GenBank genome assembly
AUGAGCAAGCUUUCUUCCCCGCAACCCAGUUUGACUUGGACAGCCAAACAAAACAAAUUGUUCGAAAACGCUCUGGCAACAUAUGAUGAAGAAACCCCUGAUCGUUGGCACAAGAUAGCCAGGAUUGUUGGAGGGACGACUGAAGAGGAAGUGAAGAGGCAGUAUGAGAUCCUUCUAUCAGACAUCAAGCGCAUUGAGUCAGGCAAAGUUCCCCUUCCUAAGUAUAGGAAAGUUGGAGCAAGUAACAUCAGCAAUGAAGAAAAGAGGUAA